Microthlaspi erraticum is the source of this 537-nucleotide messenger RNA. The record is from the annotation of a GenBank genome assembly. Lineage: Eukaryota; Viridiplantae; Streptophyta; Magnoliopsida; Brassicales; Brassicaceae.
AUGCAGAACCAGUUGGUAUGUCAGGGAUGUAGAGUUAUGUUAAUGUAUCCUCGAGGAGCAACCAAUGUACGUUGUGCUUUGUGUAGCACCAUCACUUUGGUUUCCCAUUCUCCUCCUCAAGGAAUGGACAUGGCUCACAUUGUAUGUGGUGGUUGCGCAACUACGCUAAUGUUCACACGUGGUGCGAGUAGCGUUAGAUGCUCUUGCUGUCAAACUUUAAACCUUGUUCCAGUCCCACACCAAGCACCUGCGAGUCAAGCCGCACAUAUCAGCUGUGGCCAUUGUAGGAUAACGCUCAUGUAUCCAUAUGGAGCACCAUCUGUUAAAUGCGCUGUUUGCCAAUACGUUACCACUGUUAAUAUGUGCAAUGGAAGGCUUCCUCACUCGAUGAACCGGCCUAAUGGAACAGCUUCUUCACCAGCAAUGCCAUCUACAUCAACUACACAAACCAUCGUUGUAGAGAAUCCAAUGUCUGUGGAUGAAAGUGGAAAACUGGUCAGCAAUGUCGUGGUUGGAGUAACAACCGAUAAAAAGUAA